GAAAGCCUAUUUAUAUUCGUCUAUCCUUCUCCUCUCUCCUCUCUUUUUUAUUCUCUCUCUCCCUCUGUAAUAGAGGUGGACCUUCGUUGCGAUUUCCAGUCUCGUGGCGUCUCUGGACGUAAAUCUUCGAUCAUAGUUUGUGGUUAUGUGGUGUAAAUACAACAAUGAACAAUCAGAAGACUAUUGAGUUAGAGGAAGGAUGGGAGUUUAUGCAGAAGGGGAUCACUAAGCUGAAGAAAAUUCUAGAAGGGCAGCCAGAGGCACAGUUCAACUCUGAAGAGUAUAUGAUGCUUUAUACUACCAUCUAUAACAUGUGCACACAAAAGCCCCCAAACGAUUAUUCUCAGCAGCUCUAUGAUAAAUACAAGGAGGCGUUUGAAGAGUACAUUAAUUCAAUGGUUUUACCGUCUUUAAGAGAGAAGCAUGAUGAAUUUAUGUUGAGGGAGCUGGUGAAAAGAUGGGCAAAUCAUAAAAUUAUGGUCAGGUGGCUUUCACGGUUCUUCCAUUAUCUUGAUCGGUAUUUUAUUGCUCGAAGGUCCCUUCCUGCACUUAAUGAAGUUGGACUCACUUGCUUCCGUGACCUGGUUUACCAAGAGAUGAGGAGUAAAGUUAGAGAUGCCGUUAUCACACUGAUUGAUCAAGAACGUGAGGGUGAGCAGAUCGACAGAGCUUUGCUGAAGAAUGUUCUGGGUAUAUUUGUUGAAAUUGGGAUGGGACAAAUGGACUCCUAUGAAAAUGAUUUUGAAGAUGACAUGCUUAAAGAUACUGCUUCAUAUUACUCUCGGAAAGCAUCAAACUGGAUUGUGGAAGAUUCUUGUCCAGACUACAUGUUGAAGGCCGAGGAAUGCUUGAAAAAGGAGAGGGAUAGAGUUUCUCAUUAUUUUCACUCGAGCAGUGAACCAAAGCUAGUGGAGAAAGUGCAAAACGAGCUGUUGGUGGUUUACACAAACCAGCUGCUUGAAAAGGAGCACUCUGGAUGCCGUGCAUUGCUUAGAGAUGAUAAGGUGGAGGAUCUCUCUAGGAUGUACAGGCUAUUCUGUAAAAUUCCUAAAGGCUUGGAACCAGUUGCUAGUAUGUUUAAACAGCAUGUUACUGCCGAAGGUACAGCCUUGGUCCAACAGGCUGAAGAUGCAGCAAGUAACAAGGCAGAGAAUGCAGCUGGUUCGCAUGAGCAGGUCUUCGUCAGAAAAGUGAUUGAGCUCCACGACAAGUAUAUGACAUAUGUUAAUGACUGUUUUAUGGGCAAUUCUCUCUUUCACAAGGCCCUGAAAGAAGCUUUUGAGGUAUUUUGCAACAAAGCUGUUGGCGGCUCGCCCAGUGCAGAACUACUGGCUUCAUUUUGUGAUAAUAUCCUCAAGAAGGGUGGGAGUGAAAAAUUGAGUGAUGAAGCCAUUGAAGACACACUAGACAAGGUGGUCAAGCUGCUUGCUUAUGUUAGUGAUAAGGAUCUCUUUGCUGAGUUUUACAGGAAAAGGCUUUCUCGUCGUCUACUUUUUGACAAGAGUGCGAAUGAUGAUCAUGAAAGACUGAUCCUGACAAAGUUGAAGCAGCAGUGUGGUGGACAGUUCACAUCAAAGAUGGAGGGGAUGGUCACAGAUCUGACACUGGCAAAGGAAAAUCAGAACCACUUUGAGGAGUAUCUUGCCAAUAACACGAUUGCAAAUCCUGGGAUUGAUUUGACUGUUACCGUCCUUACUACCGGAUUCUGGCCAAGUUAUAAAUCCUCUGAUCUCAGCCUCCCUGAGGAGAUGGUGAAGUGUGUUGAAGUUUUUAAGGAAUUUUAUCAAACCAAAACAAAACAUAGAAAACUCACAUGGAUUUACUCAUUGGGGACUUGCAACAUAAACGGCAAAUUUGAGCAAAAAACUAUUGAGCUGAUUUUGGGUACCUAUCAGGCUGCAGUUCUGCUGCUUUUUAAUGCUUCCGACAAAUUGAGUUAUUCAGAAAUCAAGACUCAAUUAAAUUUGGCUGACGAUGACUUGAUAAGAUUGCUCCAGUCUCUGUCAUGCGCCAAAUACAAGAUUCUAAUCAAGGAGCCAAACUCUAGAACUGUCUCUCAAACUGACAGUUUCGAGUUCAACUCCAAGUUUACUGACAGAAUGCGGAGGAUCAGGAUUCCUCUCCCGCCAGUGGAUGAAAGGAAAAGGAUAGUUGAAGAUGUUGACAAGGACAGACGUUAUGCUAUUGACGCUGCGAUUGUGCGCAUAAUGAAGUCUCGCAAAGUUUUGGGUCAUCAACAGUUGGUUAUGGAGUGCGUUGAGCAGUUAAGCAAGAUGUUUAAGCCCGAUUUCAAGGCAAUCAAGAAGCGGAUUGAAGAUCUAAUCACCAGGGACUAUUUGGAAAGAGACAAGGAGAAUCCUAACACCUUUCGUUAUUUGGCGUGAUUCAAUCUGUUGAUUUAAAAGUGAGCUACGAUUGGGCAUUCAUUGUGAUUAAAAAAUGAAUUGGAGAUGACGCGUUGAGAGUGAAUCUGACACAGUAAAUUGAGAUGAAAGAUGCGAUGAUGAUGAUGAUUGCCAUUAUGAUUACAGUUUCUUUUUUUUUUGUUGAUGUUGGUAGUUGAAAACAGGAGACGUAUACACAUUUGUGAUUUCACUAGUAAUAUAGCCAGUUCUGCGUGGGUGACAGCAAAUAUCAAUUACCUUGAGUGGGAUUAUAGUAGGAGACCAUCGGACAUUUCGGGGCAAUGCUGCAUUUUGAAUUAUAAUUUUCAGUAAUUGCCCACCUUGCCCACCUUGCUUUUGCUAUUUUUAUUCCUGUACAAUUUUUGAGCAAAAGAAUUCAGUACAUAAACUUCCAAUUUCUUUGCUGUUCA
Molecule: messenger RNA, 2815 nt
Organism: Cornus florida
Lineage: Eukaryota; Viridiplantae; Streptophyta; Magnoliopsida; Cornales; Cornaceae
Product: cullin-1-like
Exons: 20
Coding region: 165-2384 (739 amino acids)
Biological process (GO): protein ubiquitination; ubiquitin-dependent protein catabolic process
Cellular component (GO): cullin-RING ubiquitin ligase complex
Molecular function (GO): ubiquitin protein ligase binding
Source: RefSeq, a predicted model, not a curated record